AUAUCUCUAUAUAUCAAUUGGUGGUUUUCUCGACGACGUCUAUGGCGGAGAAGUCGAAACGACGAAACUAAACGACGCCGUUGUUCUCCUCUCUGCGUCUUUGUUUCCGUCGUUUUUGGAUUUUUCGUUUCGCCUCCGGAGAUUAUCCGGCCUGGAAACCCUAGAGUUUACAUCCAGUGCUGGCGCAAAGCUGAAUUGUGUUGUUGAUAGACGUUGUUGCUGUGAUUUGAUUGGUAGCUUUGUGAGAGAAUGUGUUUCGAGUUUCUGCAUUCUGGAAUGUUGUUUGAUUCGCCGCUCAGAGAUUAGGUGUACAAGCUCUAGGUUUUAAGCUUCGUGGAUUUUGGGUUUAUGAAGUCAUUGUUUUGAUGAUUUUGACAACAAUCAGUGACUUGAUCCCAACAAGAUAUAUGAAGUUUUGCUGAGUUUGGUCUGGCAGUCUUUACUGAAGUUCUUGACUUCAUAUUUCAAGUUUCAUAAGAAGUGUGUAACAUGAUCUGAUUUAUAACGGCUUUCUGUUCAUAAGGCGGAUAGAUUUUCACUUUCUCACAAGUGUUGAGAAACAACUAUGUUGUUUAUCUACAGGUAUGUGCUGCAGAUAUUGUGUUGGCAAGGGCCAAUGUUAAGUUGUUUUGUGGGAGGGCAACAUUGUUUCAAUACCAGCCUUCUCUGUGUAUAUCCAGCCGAUGUUUGUUGGGACAUCAAUGUGUAGAAGACUAUUCACUUUGGUAUAAGGAAUCAUGUCUCAAGAACCAGCCAAAAAAUUUCCUCUUAAUGCUCAAGAUUAUGAGUUAUAUGAGGAAGUUGGAGAGGGCGUCAGUGCUACUGUAUACAGAGCUCUUUGUAUUCCACUUAACGAGGUUGUUGCAAUAAAGGUUCUUGAUCUUGAGAAGUGCAACAAUGACUUGGAUGGCAUUCGGCGAGAGGUGCAAACCAUGAUUCUGAUUGACCAUCCAAAUCUCUUGCGGGCUCACUGCUCAUUCACUGCUGGCCAUAAUCUAUGGGUUGUUAUGCCUUACAUGGCAGGUGGAUCUUGCCUACACAUUAUGAAAUCAUCUUAUCCGGAAGGUUUUGAGGAGCCUGUUAUUGCUACAUUAUUACGUGAGACCCUCAGAGCUCUUGUGUACCUUCACAGCCAUGGACAUAUCCACAGAGAUGUGAAGUCAGGGAACAUACUGCUUGAUUCUAAUGGUGCUGUUAAAUUGGGAGACUAUGGAGUCUCUGCAUGCAUGUAUGAUACUGGUGAUCGUCAGCGUACACGUAAUACUUUUGUUGGAACACCUUGCUGGAUGGCACCCGAAGUCAUGCAGCAGUUACAUGGUUAUGAUUUCAAAGCAGACAUAUGGUCAUUUGGAAUCACAGCACUUGAACUUGCUCAUGGUCAUGCCCCUUUCUCCAAGUACCCACCUAUGAAGGUUCUGUUGAUGACGCUACAAAAUGCACCUCCAGGUCUGGACUACGAAAGGGACAAGAGGUUCUCUAAGUCUUUCAAAGAGAUGGUCGCUGCCUGCUUGGUGAAGGAUCCCAAAAAACGCCCCACCUCAGAAAAGCUUUUGAAGCAUCCCUUCUUUAAACAUGCACGCUCAAUUGAAUAUUUGGAGCGUGGUAUCCUUGCCGGCAUGCCACCUCUAGGAGAACGUUUUAGGCUGCUUAAGGCAAAAGAAGCAGAUAUGCUGGUGCAAAAUAAGGCACUAUAUGAGGACAAGGAACAUCUAUCGCAGCAAGAGUACAUUCGAGGAAUCAGCGCCUGGAAUUUCAACUUGGAUGAUUUGAAGAACCAAGCUGCCCUUAUUCCAGAUGAUUUUGUAUCAAACUCCGAUGAUGCAAGUGUUAGUGGGAAGUAUGCUGAUGGUCAGGAAAGUUUGUUCUCUGAGAAGGAUAGUGAUUCCAAAGCUGUGUCUAACUUGGAGGAUGAGCUCAAUGAUUUACCUAAUAUGGAGGAUUCUCUUGCUGCAUUUCCAAUGAAACCUCUUCAGGCUCUGAAGGGUUGUUUUGAUGUUAGUGAAGAUGAUAUUGCUGCUACUAGUCCAACUUCAAGAGAUUCUGUUCCUUCAGAUUUUGAACAGCAAAAUCCACAACAGUCAUCUACAAGUGCUGUGGAUCGAGAAGCAGGAACAGAUGAUGGUUUGGAUCCAUCUCAUUCUUCUAUUGCAGGACGCAGAAAAUUUUCCAGUGGCUCACUGCUACAGGAAUACGUGCUUUCCCCAAGAAAACUUAUUGGUAAUGGGGAUAGAGAUCAUCUGCAACCAAGAUUUCAAGUAGAUCGGAAUUCUAGUGGUCCACUGCAGUAUCGUCACAAGAAAGAUUUCAGUAUUCCUAAUGCAGGCGAGGAUGCAUCAGAAGGUGCUAUAGUUGAACGGAGAGGACGUUUCAAAGUCACAUCAGCAGAUGUGAGUCCCAAGGGUUCAAUGAACUUGGUAAGCCCAGUCUCUGGUGGUUCAACAAGCCCAACAAUACCAAGCCAUUCAGGUGCUUUAAUUCUUCCAUCAUUGCAAUUCAUCCUGCAGCAGAACACUGCACAAAGAGACGAGAUACUUAAACUGAUGAAGAUGUUGGAGCAACCUUCUGGUAAUGGCACUGAGCUAACUGAAGCUGGAACACUUUCACCGAUAAACCCGACACUUAAGGAGCGAGAGUUGCAAACUCAGAUUAUGCAGUUGCAACAAAGCAUUGGAAGUGUGGUGGAUGAGCUCCAUAGAGUAAAGGCGAAGAAUUCUCAGUUGGAAAGAAAAUUAAACGCAGUACUCAAGCAAGACGACAAGGUACAAUGAUAUGGAGUUUCUAGGAGAAAAGGGCAGUGAAAUGAUUUAUGAUGAUGACGUCGACAUUCCCCUCUCGCAAUAUGUUUGAUCUGUUCCUGCAAAGGAGGAGGAGCUCUUGGCAUCUCAUAAUUUUGUUGUGGGGAUAUGUGAUUUGUGCAGCAUAGUGUGAAUACUAGUAGUGUUGGUAUUACCAGUUGCGAGUGGCAUGUGUUGUGGUAUUUCAAAUCGUUGUUCCAUUAUUGUAAUUAAUUAAUUUGAUCCAAUAUUGAGAAUAAUUGUUAUGGCGCCUA
Molecule: messenger RNA, 3049 nt
Organism: Salvia hispanica
Lineage: Eukaryota; Viridiplantae; Streptophyta; Magnoliopsida; Lamiales; Lamiaceae
Source: RefSeq, a predicted model, not a curated record